Paramacrobiotus metropolitanus is the source of this 3334-nucleotide messenger RNA. RefSeq names its product ankyrin repeat and fibronectin type-III domain-containing protein 1-like. The record is from RefSeq and is a predicted model, not a curated record. Gene Ontology annotation, molecular function: protein binding. Gene Ontology annotation, biological process: establishment of mitotic spindle orientation; regulation of establishment of bipolar cell polarity. Gene Ontology annotation, cellular component: spindle. Lineage: Eukaryota; Metazoa; Tardigrada; Eutardigrada; Parachela; Macrobiotidae. Bases 394 to 3201 code for a protein of 935 amino acids. The transcript is spliced from 14 exons.
GCGCCGAUGAUCUUGAGUUGCACGCCGACGUGCAACACUGUCUUUCGCGUUUUUCUUCCAACGUUACCCUCCGGAUAACGCGGAUAUUAAUGACCACACAUUGAAUUGUUUUCACAUAACUGUACCAAAUCAUUUGUUCUGUGCGGAGCGGAAUUUUCGCCCAUUAACGUUUUAGCUUUUGGCUUCUUAUGUUGUAUGAUACUUCAUCAUUUUGAUGAUCAUAGAACGGAGUUGCUUGUUUUCGUUGCAAAUAUGUACAAUGGAAAUUUAACUGCAAAAUUUUAUUGCUUUGCCGGGAGUAUGUUAUUCCAUUACGCUAAAAAGUCAGCAAGCGACUAUUAUUUGAGCAUUCCAUCGGAAUAAGCCGACCAAACAGCCAAUUUCAUCAGGAUAAUGCAAGAGAAUGUGGAUCGAUCGCGGUCUGUUGACCGCUACCACUCGGAUCAACGCCUAAAUUUUCGCCGUUUGCCUCAAGCCAAUGGAAGACAAGAAAGUGUAACAGUGAUUCAAGUACCACCAAAGCAGUACAGGACCGGACGAUCGCUGGUGGCUAACCGGGACACGAACAGAGACAGGACAUCACGCUGGAGAUCACCAUCUCUGAAUACGCGUCUCCUCCAAAAUUUUUACGGUUUUGUGACGAACAUUUUUGAACGUGGAAACGACGUAAAAAAGCGUCAGCUGGCUGAACAGUUGUUAUGGACAGCCGCGCGUAAAAACGAGACAGAAAUAUUCGUUGACAUCAUGAAAAAACUGAUGGAAAAUGGAUACGACAUUAACGCCCCUAAUGAAUGGGGAUGGAAUUUAGUGGACGAAGCGGUUAUGCUCGGAUAUGCGGAAAUCGCCGCGGAAUUAUUCAAGAACGGCGGUAAGGAGACGGAGUGGCUGUGUGAGUCCAAACAGCGUCGACAAGAAGUUCUGCGCAAAGCACUUCGCCGUCUUGAGGCCAUUCAAGUGCCCUCUCGAAUUCGUGAGCAUAGUGCCGACACCAGACAGCUGGUCGCCGAUGUGGCCGUCGGGCCAACCAUGGCCGUGUUGCAGAAGAUGAUGCAAAAUGUAGAGAGAACUAGACCUCCAAGGAAUUAUCUGGACCGGGUUAUUGUUGAACCUUGUGGAGACUGCUCGGUUGCUGUUUCAUAUGAGCCACGAUCGAUUCCCCCUGGAGUUAUAUCCAGAUUUAAGGUGGAGUGGUCCCGCGACACGUCGUUCAAAGGGAUUGUGGAUUACCAAAUUUUUUCUAACUUGAUGAAUCCUGAACGUCUGAUAAUAUCGGAGCUGGACUGCGGCAUCGAGUAUCACUUCCGGCUAUCCGUUGCUAAUUUAUCAGGUUUUGGAAUUCCACUAAACGCAACGCCAUCUUCUGUGGUCAUAACAUCCUGGAGGGAUGUAGAUGGACAAAGGACACGACUGGACACUACCACUGUUCACAACUUGGAGAAGAUUUUGCAGAAUAUCAGAACGAUUACAAAGUAUAUGCUGAACUAUCCGGAGCGCCGACACACUCGGACACCGGAGAAACGUCAACAUUUACACCGAGCCGUGCAGCGCAGGGCUAGCUUAAAAGAUAGUAUUCGCGAUCUCAUUCGACCUCAUAUUCGGCCGGCUAAUGCGGAAGACGAAGGCGGGAUGUUUCUGUCGUGUAUGGUGAUUGCGGACGAUUCGAUACUUUUGACCAAUGAGUACACACUACCGUCGGUGGUCGUGCAUUCUCCAUUUAUUGGCUCCAUUAGCUCAAAGGAUUACUUGUGGUUUCAAAAGUUAACAACUUGCUGGGAUGCUGUCGCCGAAAUAAAGGAGCUUCUGCACUCCUCCAAGGAUUCAUCGUCUGAUUUACGGUACCGCAUUGUCCGAGCUGUUUCUAAUCUACAGAACCUGCUGACGAUGCCGAAUCUAGGAAUAGCCUAUUACCGACCGUUAAGGGAUAAGCAGUUUACCUCCUGCAUUUUGUUGUUAAUACAAAAGGUCAACAAAUCGGAUGUUGGCAAAUUGUCGGGGUUUCAAUGGAAAUCACUGAAGGAGGCCGACAUAAUGGCCACUGGCCACUCCCAUCCGAUCAUGUCUGCUAUUUCCACGGCAAGCACUGCGGAAAUAUAUUCCUGGUAUCAUGAUAUGCACAAAGCCCUUCCUCCUGGACUGCAUAUGGCAUACGCCGAAUUGAGCCUUAACUUAGACAGUAUUGCAGUAGUCACCGCGAAACAGUGGCCAAAUAUUCUUCCUUCAGCAAAGAUACGUUCCAACGCUUACAUUUCUAGUGAUGAGUGGUAUUUCAUAACCCGGAAGGUAACCGGUGCGCCGAAACGUGUGCGUUACUUGGAGAGCCUACUUCAAGACAGUUGGCAGGCACUGAAGUCCAGCUUAUCAUUACGCAGUGUAGAGGAGUUGUUUCUCUUUCCGGAAGUGAUCGAACUCGGACCGGAAACCUCGAUACUAGUUGUUUAUGGGGAGAAACGAGGCUUGUCGUCUCAUCAGUCACUGGAUGAAGAAUUACGGAAAAACUGUAGUCUUGUUCCUGUUCAAAUAUUUGAAGCCGGGUUUCAUUUUCGCUAUCGAACGCUGGCCUGGUCAACGUAUGCGCAGUCUUCUGUUAUUCUCGAAGGUUUGGUCGUUCAUCUACAGCAAUUACUGCGCCAGGAACUGGAAACCAAUGAAGAAGAGGAAACAGGUGCACUGCUUCAUAAAGUGCAGUUACUACAAGAACGGCUGGAGAGUAUUUGGGGAGAAACACGCUGGAUGCCGAGCUUGAUCCGCACCAUGACACGUGACCGCUCGCCUGCAGGACGGAUCUCACUGUUCAGCCCACUGCAGCCGCUGAAACCACCGCGCAAGAAAAACCACCGACCGAAUGACAACAAUCAGCCUGUGAUUUACAAUGAUGACAAAUCGGUCAGUAUAAUUAUCGGUACUGCCAACUUCCGGGACCUGGAAACGCAGAACGAAUCGCUUCAUGAACUUGUAAAGAAAAAUGUCAAGAGCACGGAGGUCGACCUCGAAGAUCUCACUACCGCUGCAAACGUUGUCUUUGCCAUCUUGUCCCGAUCACUUGGUUCACUAACAAACGUUGUUGCCAAAAGCUACUGUUUGAGAGCUGUUACAUCCGAUACAGAUGCCGUUUUAGAGGAUCAUGUUCGGAUAAAGGAAUUCCUGACCCAUCAACCCGAAGCACAACUGCACUUGGUGCCACGAAGCCGUCGUUUGAAUUAACUGACCGGAUACUAAAGCUUGCCAGUGUUUUUGUGGCUGAUCACAUACAGAUUGCCUGUAUAUAUGAUGUGACACAAUACCGUGUUAAAUACGAGUAAAUGCUUCACCCAAGCGAUAAAGUUUUGUUUUAUUG